This is a messenger RNA of Eriocheir sinensis (Chinese mitten crab), 9296 nucleotides long. RefSeq names its product neural-cadherin-like. Gene Ontology annotation, cellular component: plasma membrane; catenin complex; adherens junction. The transcript has 32 exons. Gene Ontology annotation, biological process: cell morphogenesis; cell-cell junction assembly; adherens junction organization. Gene Ontology annotation, molecular function: calcium ion binding; cadherin binding. Lineage: Eukaryota; Metazoa; Arthropoda; Malacostraca; Decapoda; Varunidae. The record is from RefSeq and is a predicted model, not a curated record. Bases 336 to 5675 code for a protein of 1779 amino acids.
UAUCAUCGUUCUCAUCAGCCUCAUCAUCCUCAUCAUCAACGGCUACAGAGGACGAGUUGGAGGACUGGAGUGCCUCGUGGGUCGUGCUGCAACCUCAACACAGCCACCACAACACCACCACCACCACCACGGGCCACAACCACCACCACCACAAGCACUACCGCGACCAAAACAACCACAAAGUCCGUCACCACCACGAGAAGAGGUUAAGAAGGCGGAGAAAUGAGCCAAACAGACACCCGCCAAGGUUCACCCACACCGAGUAUCAUACCGUGGUGAAUGAGAACUUACCUGUCGGCUCCUCGAUAUUACAGGUUCAUGCCACGGAUGACGACAUGGACGUGAAUGGGCUUAUCAGAUACAGCGUCAGCGACCCCGAGCACUUCUCCAUCGAUGACGGCGGCGUGCUGACCAACAUUAAGCCCCUGGACUACGAGCACACCAAAGGGGAAUAUCGCCUCUAUGUGUACGCCGAGGACCAGGGUCCGUUGAGGUCGUUGCGGAAGGAGGUGAGGGUGCCCGCCUACAUCCAGGUCCGGGACACCGCGGAGCCGCCUUACUUCGAGAACACGGAGUACACUUUUGCCGUCACGGAGUCUGCCGCCGCGGGUACCUACGUCGGAACAGUGGUGGCCAGGGACGCCGAUCUGGACUUCGAUAGAUAUGAGUUGACCGGGGUGGUUCCUGUUGGCACGUUCAACGUGGAGCCGAACACAGGUAUCAUAACCGUGGGUGCCAACGCCUUCGCCACCAAGAGGGUCUUCACGUUCAAGGCAAAGGCUCUUGACAUGACGGGACUAUUCUCAUAUGCAAACGUAACAGUCAACAUCAUAGCCAGCAGACCGGUGUAUGGUAACCCUGGAUACUCAACUUCACGUCGACAAUCUCCUCGGACGUGGCGCAAACCCAACAAAAACGAGAACACUCAUAAGCCAGUGUUCAACCAGUGCGCGGAGCUGGACGGCAUCACAGUCAGGGAGAACAGUACUGCCGGGCUUCCUGUUGUGACGCUGACGGCCGUGGAUGAGGACUUCGGCCCCAACGGCGAGGUGUCGUACUCGCUCUCCAACAACUUCGACAGCUUCGCCAUCCAGACCAAGACGGGCAGCGGCUACAUCACCACCACCAGGAUACUGGACCGGGACGGCGAGGACAAGGAGUUCUUCCUGAUGGUGAUCGCCAAGGACGGGGCGUCGCCCGACGAGGCCCUGCAGGAGGCGUGCACCUUCAGCGUCAUCGUGGAGGACGUCAACGACAACCCGCCGAACUUCGACAAGCCGAUAUACGAACAGAACAUUGCCACGGACCACGGGGUCAACACGCCGGUACUGAGGGUCACGGCCACGGACGUCGACACGGGCGUGAACGCGGAGGUCACGUACAGCCUCGACGCGACCUCGGGUGACACGAGUUACUUCUCCAUCGACCCCAGCAGCGGCAUUAUCAAGCUGGAGACUCAGCUGGACGAAAGCAUGGCCGACAUCAAGACCUUCCAGCUGACGGCGCGGGCCACGGACAAGGGCCAGCCUCCCCUCUCCAACACCGUGCAGAUCAAGGUGGUGGUGGUCUCCUCGGGCAGCCUUCCCCCCACCAUCGUAUUCACCCAGCAGCCGCGACCCAUCCCAGAGAGCGCGCCGGUCAACACAGAUAUUGCGACCUACUGCGCGAACUCCAACGUGCCGGGAGAGCCUGACGUUUUCUUCAUCCUGGUGACGGGCAACACAGCGGACACUAACUCAGACGGAACCUUCGCCACCAGGAAGCUCCCCAACGACAACACAGUCUGCCCCGCGGGGAGUCGAGGCGUGGUCAUCUAUCUGGCGGUGGGGAACCUGGACUACGAGACCAUCACGCAGUACAAGCUGAUCCUGCAAGUCGUGAACACCCAGAACGCGAGGAUGGACCAGCAAGUCUUGGUGGAGGUGCAGGACGUGAACGACAUCCACCCCAUCCUGCAGCCCUUCGACGGCGCCAUCACGGAGAACUCCCCGCCCAUCCUCAUCACCACCAUCAAAGCCAUCGACAAAGACGCCUCGCCGGAGUUCAGAAACGUGAUCUCUGACCUUCUCAGUAAGUUUAGCCUCUCGCCCGACGGUCAGCUGAAGACGCUCGUUCCCUUGGACAGAGAGACGGAGGACAAGUACAGGAUCCCGGUGCACGUGACUGAUGGAGACAACAACCGGACCUCGAUGUACUGGAUCACGGUGAAGGACAUGAACGACGUGCCUCCGAGCUUCGAUAUGGUCAACGGAGUCUACGAGGUCCAGGUCCCCGAAGACAAGGCCGUGGGGAAGGACACAGGCAUCGUUCUCAAAGUGACGGACCCUGACAUCGUGAACCACAACGACUUCCAAAUCGUCGAAGGGAAUGAGCAGCGCAAGUUCAGCAUCGACUCCACAACGGGCGACGUGAAGGUGGCCGCGGGGCUAGACUAUGACGACCCAGUGAGAGACCGAAAUUUCACGAUGCGGGUUCGGCUGAGUGACGGCGCGAACGACAUGGCGGAGACGUACAUCACCAUCGCCGUAAUUAACAUGAACGACCAGAGACCCGUGUUCGACCCCGCGGCCUACACCUACACCGUCACGGAGAACAUUGACUGCGACAUUCCCUUCGGCCAGGUGUCGGCCAUGGAUCCUGACCUGCCUCUCGACGUGGACCAAAACAUCUUCUAUUACUGGCAAGGGAACGAGAAGGCAAACUUUAGCAUCGACGCAAAAACCGGCCAGCUCUCCAUCGUGGGGUGCCUGGACCGAGAAGCCGCUACGAGGGGGUCCAUGAUCAUCUACCCCAUGGCGAAGGACGAGGGCGGGAAUGGACUCGAAGCCAUGCCCGCGACAGUCACCGUCCUCAUCACCGACCAGAACGACAACCACCCCUUCAUCCAGAGCCCGGACGACAGCUACUGCAAGUUUAUGGAGAACACCGAGCCCGCCAGCGCCCCAGUGGUCAUCAUCCAGUUGUCGGACCUGGACUCGGCGGAGCACGGGUGUCCCUGCACGCUGGCCUUCGACGCCUCCACCCCGUCCGGCAUCACUGACAAGUUCCAAGUGACGAAGCUGGCGGACGCCACCUCGCGGUACGAAAUCCGGCCGCUCGUUAUGCUCGACCGGGAGGCGCAGAAGGUGUACCAGCUGCCCUUCCGCACCACCGACGCGCUGGGGGUCAACGGCAUCCGGUACUUGACGGUGGAGGUCGGCGACAGGAACGACAACCCGAUGACCGACGGGCAGAGUGCGAUCCAGGUGUACAACUACCUGGGUCAGUUCCCCAGGAGUGUAAUUGGCAGCGUCUACGUCACCGAUGCCGACGACUAUGACGUUAUCGAUAAGGUCUUCGAGAUCGACGCCUCCACCUCCAUGGAAGUCGACACCUACUUCGACGUGGACUACAGCACCGGCAACAUCACCAUGGCCAAGGACACGCCCAGUGGCAUCUACGUCCUCAGGGUGAAGGUGGAAGACAAAGUUCGCAACGAGACCGCGAUCGGCGAGGUGACUAUCAAGGUGGUGGACUUGACGGAGGAGGCGGUGAUGCAGUCCGGCUCCUUCAGGGUGGUGGGCUACUCCUCGCACUCCCUCCUUCAGCAGCAGCCGAACGCCAUCACGGGCACCAGCAUGUACGAACGCCUCAAGGUGGAGAUCGGGAAGAUUCACGGUAUCCCGGCGGAGAACGUGGACAUCUUCAGCCUCCGGGACUUCGGGAGCGACGUGGAUGUCCGCUACAACUGCCACAGCUCCUCCUACUACACGUCCGCCAGGCUCGACGGCCUCAUGCUGUCCCGUCUGACCGAGCUCAACAAUAACCUCGGGGCCACGAUAUCGAGGGUCAAUCUGGAUCGCUGUCUGUACGAGAAUUCCGCAGACCGCCCCUGUGACGGCAUUAACGGGGCAAGCAUCAGCUGCCAACAGACGCUCAAGCCCAACAUGACCUCGCCGUUGGUCGUUACCGGUGAGACCACGACGAUGGUUGGCGUUGACAUCACGGACCAGUACGACUGUAUCUGCGGCGCCCUGGAGCCGUUGCCGUCCGUGUGUUACGAGGGAUACUGUCUCAACGGCGGCGUGUGCGUGGCGGCGAACAACACGCUGACUUGUGACUGUCCCGCCUAUAACAACGACUACGGGCCGCGCUGCGAGAUGAAGAGCGCCAGGUUCGAGGAAGGCUACGCGUGGUACGAGCCGCCGAAGGUUUGCGAGAACUCGUCCAUCUUCUUGACCUUCCAAACGCGACAAGUGAGCGGCAUCCUCCUGUACUCCGGCCCGACGGUGGCGCGGCCCUGGAGUGACUAUCCGCGGGACUUCCUGUACGUGUUCCUCAAUAACUGGGUGCUGGAGAUGUACCUGGACCUUGGCACCGGCACCAUCAGCAUGGCCAUCCCGCUGGAGCAGAAUACCAACCGUGCCUUCGACUGCAUUAUCUCCUGGGACGAGCUGGGCAUCACCUUCGAGGCCAUCAACUGCUCCGGCAACUACAGCAGCGGAGCGACCUGCAAGAAGUCUGUGCCGCUGAUCGGGGGAAACUCUGCGAGUCACCUAAUAAACCUUGGGGCGCCGCUGCAGCUCGGAGGCGUGGCGGCCAUGCCCAGCUUCGGGGAGCUCGCCACUUCUUACGGGUGGACCCUCACGCCGCCCUCGGUCGCGCACUUCUUUGGUUGCGUCUUGGAACUGCGCCACAACGACUACCUCUACGACCUCAACUCAACCGACUACGAAAAGAAGACCUACAAGCCGUGCGACGCUCCGGCCGUCUCCAAAGUCAUCAUGGGGAAGCACUCCAUAGUGAUCAUCGUGGUCAGCCUGCUCAUGCUCAUCUUGCUGGUGCUGCUCAUCCUGUGUCUAGCGAGGCGCACUAAGAAGGCGAUUUCGUUGUCUGAGCUGGACGGCGUCGUGAAGGAGUCCAUCGGCACCAAUGACCUGGAGGGCUUUGGCGAGACGGACAAGACUGACUACGACCUGAAGCUGCUGCGCGUGGGUCCCAACGGCCACAUCUUCAACGAUGUUCACGGGAGGUCUCUGUCCUAUACUAACCCUGUAAUGCAUGAGGGCUUGCAGGGGGAUGGCGUGUACGCGACGCUCAGCCGGGACGGAAAGCGGCUUCCUGACGUGGCUGACGAGACCCUGCAGAGGAGGAAAGCCCCGAUAGCCUUGAUGCCGGAGGGUCUCAGCAUCGGGGAGUUCAUCGACGAGAACAUCAAGAAGGUGGACAAAGAUCCUUCAGACUUCGACGACGUCCGACACUAUUGCUACGAAGGUGACGCCAUGUCCAUAGCGUCCUUGUCUUCCAUUGGCUCCGGAGCCUCCACCGACAGUACAGAUACCUAUGACUACAAGAAUGACUGGGGGCCCAAAUUCGAGAAACUAAACCAGGUCUUCAAACGAGAGUCGGAGGAGGAGGACGACAGCGACUACGAGUUCUCUAACAUCCCGAAGCAGAGAAAACGCGCCUCUUUGCCUCCCCCGGUGACAGAGACAACCCCGCCGGAGUCGCCAGUCAACAAGCCAGUCACCACCUCCCGCCCCACCGCCGAGCCGACAGUCACCUUCACUGGGGGGGACGGGAAGAGCGGUGACCGGCCCCAGCAGCCUCCUCCCCCGCCUCCGUCAAGAUCCACCGAAGCCUUCAGUCCUUUGCCCUCUUACGGUGACCUUGAAGGAGAAGAGUCGUGGUGCUAGUGAGCGACUCGUGUGUGCGUGUGUGUGUGUGUGUGUGUGUGUGUGUGUGUGUGUGUGUGUGUGUGUUCUCAGGUGCAUUUCCAGGUAUACAGAGCAACAUACUAUUACAAUACACAGGUACGUCUCUUCUUUUCGCGUAUCUGGAAGAACGCGAAGCAAAACGUAAACAAACUUGUCUCGUUUUGCGCGUUCUGCUUACAUUAGCGCGAUCAAGACGCCCAAAUAUGACCAUGUGUACUCUAAGGAAAAUUUCGAUGUUUGAAUUACGCGAUCUCUCCAGUAAUGCAAGACGCGCGGAAAACGAGAAGUGCUUGUACGUCAUUCUCUUAUAAUAUUGUAAAUGGAUGCAUGGGGCGUAUUCUCAGACGCUUUGGGCUCACACAUCGCUAUUACUAAAGGCCAUAGAGUAGAUAAAGUGGGUUCUCACGACGGUGCAGAAGCCUUGUCAAACCAUCUCUAAGCUCAUGAAACUACCCAUGGAAAUACCCACUACAAUCUCAACGAAAGCCUUAUUAAAUGUGGGUGUGGAAGCCCUGAAUUGAAAAGCCUUGUCAACCUAUCACUGGACUCAUAAAACCACCCAUGGAAAUACCCACAACGCCCUCUACAAAAGCCUUAUCAGAUAUGGGUGUCUAAGCCCUGAAUUGAGAAGCCUUGUCAACCUAUCAUUGGACUCAUAAAACCACCCAUGGAAAUACCCACAACGACCUCUACGAAAGCCUUACCAGACGUGGGUGUGUGAGCCUUGAAACGUUUGAGGAUACGGACCACAGUAUGAAUCGCUCGUAUAUUCACACUAAUCACAUGGCUAAUAUUCCUACUGAUGCUGUAUGACUUUUAUUUUGUGUUUUAUUGGGUUGUGUUGUUAUCGCCAUUGUUACUUUUUUUUGUGUUUGUUAAGGAUGAGCCUCGCCGCUUUUCCCGUUGUGAUAUGAACCGAACGCGUGUCAGUCAGUCAGUGCCGAAUUCGCAGUGAGUCAGAUGGAAGGUGCUCCAAUCAAAGGUAUAUUAACCCCCGCGUCUCCUUUUCUACUUCCUUUCUUUCUAUUUUGUUCCCUUUUUUUUCCCCAGUUCUUCCUUUCUGUUUUUCGUCCUUCUAUCCAUCCUUCCUUUCUAAUUUAAUUUCUUCCCUCCUUCCUUUUUUUUAUUUUCCCUUGUUAACUUUCUACUUUCUUUUCUGUAUAUCUUUCUUUUUUUUUUUCUUUGUUUUUCAACCCAAAUCCCCCAAAUUAUGCUUCUUUUUUAUUUUCUUAAGUUUUUCUCAACGUUUCAUUGCACAUUUUACUUCCAUUUUUUUUCGUAUCCACUUUUUCUCUUCCUCAUUUUUACCUUUCAUCUCCUUACUCGGUUAUUUCUCUCUUUGUUCUUUUCUCUCUCUUGUGUUCAUUGCUUUUACCUCAUUUCUGUUAUUUUCACUUUUGUUUAUUCCUUUCUUACGUGUCUCAUUUCCAUUCUAUAUUUCCUUACCCCGUGUCACUCUAUUCCUUUUUCUUCUAUUUCAUCUUUUAAUACCCAUUGCUACCCAUCUACUAAUCUACCGACCUCACGUCAACGCUGUUCACUCUCCCCUCGAAAACAAGCCCCUCCCACUUCCUCGUCAAGCCUCAUUGGUCGAUUCUCAAGCAAGCCACGCCCCUCUCCAUGCCCGUGAUUGGUGGAUACUGGGAGAGGUUCAAGCCUAUUGUUUGUUGCUGAGAGAAGUUUGACCCUAUUGGCUGUUGCUGAGAGGAUGUGGGCGGGGCCUAUCUUCGAGGUUAGUGUGAACGGAGUAUACCAAUCCCUGAAGGUGCCUGUUUAUGUGUGAGAACGUAAACUAUAGAUGCUAAAAAACGAAAGAAGAACGUAAGCGAAUUUUCAUAUUGACCAAACGUUCUAUUAUUUCCAUAACACAGUGUAUAUGAUUGAUUUCUUUUGUACUUAAAUGAUUCAGAACCAUAAUCAUGACAUUUUUUUGCUUGUUUACUUAUGCAAGGCGAAUGAUUGAGUGCAAGAUGAUGAUGAUGAUAGGAUAAGAAAUUAAAACUAUCUUCUUAAUUGAACAAGUCAUAAAAAUCAACCGAAGAUUAAAAUAGCGUUACGUAGUUGUUAAGGUUUGUCGAUGUACCGUAUGUGGCUGGGAGGAAAAUUGUGCGCGGCGUCUUAAGUAAUGUGUGAUGUGGUCCUUAUUUUGUCCCCCGUGAAAUAAGUCGCAGAGGGGUGGAAAGUCUGUCUCGUACGCAUUUUUUGUUUUGUCUCUUUGUUACUUUUAUACUUUUUUGUCUUUUCGCUAAAAAUGGUGAUUGUAGACUAGUGAAAAGUUUGCCUUGUGUGGGGAUGAAGCUUAAGCGAGGAUGUUUUUCGUAACCUUGAUGAUUUUAAUGUUUGUUUGUUUGUUUAAUCUUUUGUGUUUAGGUCCUAACUAGAGUCUUCCAAAUAUGUCCAGGCCGGUCUGGCGUAGGCUCCCGUGGGUCCUUUCCUCCCCUCUGCUCUGCCACACAGUCCCAACACCUAUCCCUUCCUCUCAUAUGUAAGCUAUAGGUAACAUAUGAGAGGAAAAAAUAGGUGUUGGGACUGUGUGGCGGAGCAGAGGGGAGGAAAAGGCCCCCGGGAACCAACGCCAAAAAGGACUCGACAAUUUGGUUUCACUUAUAUGACUUACACCGUAUAUUUUAAAGGUCGUAUUAGUAUUUGUUAACAGUUAUUUGGCUAGUUUGGGUUUUUACUUCCAUUUGUAGGAGUUAGUUUGAAGUGAUGGAUUUUCACACAGUUAAGUCGACGUAUUACAAACAGUCGUAAAAAGCGAAAUAGAGAAAUCAACAGAAUCAACUACCCACGCCUUGAAAAACGGGCUAAAAAAAGGACAAAUCAGCCUCAUUAUUGUUAGUAAAGACUCAUACGACGUUUAAGAUAUCAUGCGUUUAUGUGUUCAAGUUAACUUUAAGUAGACGAGUUUUCUUCUAAUUUUGGACGUCCUCUUGGCAAAAAAAAAAAAAAAAAGAGAGAAGAAAGAAAAAAUGACAAACUAAUCAAUAUUUCUGGUAAUCUCUUUUUUAAUCCACAAAAUUAAUAUGACUCACUGUGUUCAAGUUAUCUUAAAGCAUCGAGUUUGCUUCUAUUUUCGACUUCCUCUCGGAUAGACAAAGAUAAAGAUAGAGAAGAUAAAAUGAUGAUACAUAAUAAAAAAAAUAUAAGGACAGAUAAGUAAAAAAAAAAAGUAAUUCCUUGAUAGAUAAAUAGAGUAAAAAAGAUAAAAUAAAGAAGACAAAAAUAAAGAUAGAGAAAAAGAAAAUACAAAGACAUGGUAAAAAUACACCCGGUGAUAAAAUUCUAAGACAAAAUCGGAAUAGGGAUAAAGACAAGAUAAAACAAAUAUUGCGAAAGAGGAAGUAAAAAGACGAAAAAACAUCAAAAUUAUUCCCGGUGAUCACUUUCAAAAAUACAAAAUCAAAAUGUGAACAAUUAAUCUUUUUUUUUUUUUUGCCAAGGACGUGAUACAGUUUAAUUCAAGAUAGUUUUUUUUUAUUGUGGAAGUUUUGCUCAAUUGUGGGCGUAGACCGAAAUAAAGAACCAGACAGACAGACGAUAACACUCUCUCUCUCUCUCUCUCUCUCUCUCUCUCUCUCUCUCUCUCUCUCUCUCUCU